This is a messenger RNA of Bufo bufo (common toad), 1770 nucleotides long. It is a transcript of the gene NSG1, whose product is annotated as neuronal vesicle trafficking associated 1. Gene Ontology annotation, biological process: G protein-coupled dopamine receptor signaling pathway; endosomal transport; clathrin coat assembly. Gene Ontology annotation, cellular component: membrane; endosome. Gene Ontology annotation, molecular function: clathrin light chain binding. The transcript has 5 exons. NCBI's taxonomy places the organism in Eukaryota, Metazoa, Chordata, Amphibia, Anura, Bufonidae. The record is from RefSeq and is a predicted model, not a curated record. Bases 334 to 891 code for a protein of 185 amino acids.
ACCAGUUACAAGGGAGGGACGGGAGGAGGAUGGGAGGAGGAGUUGUUGGUGGCCUCCAGGGGGCUUCUUUGUGUUGGAUUCAGCAGCAGCCUCUAAGCUGCAAACCCAUGGGUCCAUGCAAAUCUAGCUAUCAGUAAGUGUCAAGCCCAGCAGCACCCAGCUCCAGCUCCCAUCUGCAGCCGUCCACACAUUGUCCCUCCAUUGGCAUAGAGCUACCUAGAGGAGCCCCCCUCCCCACUUCCCCAAGCUAGUGCCCACCCUACAGAAGAAGAAGGUGACCAGCAGGUAUCGCAUCAUCUCAUCCUCCUUUGGGGCGCCAAAUAGUUCAACAGAAUGGUGAAGCUGGGCAAUAAUUUUAGCGACAAGGGGUCAAAGCCUCCCAUCUGUGAAGAUGGAUUUGACACCAUCCCAUUGAUGACCCCUCUGGAUGUCAAUCAGCUGCAGUUCCCACCCCCAGACAAGGUUGUGGUGAAAACAAAGACCGAAUAUGAACGUGAUCACAAGAAAGGGAAAUUUCGUACCCCAAAAAUUGCUGAAUUCACAAUCAGUAUCAGUGAAGGAGUGUCGGAAAGAUUCAAGGUCACUGUCCUUGUCCUCUUUGCAUUGGCGUUUCUGGCGUGCGUUGUAUUCCUAGUUGUCUACAAGGUGUACAAGUAUGAUCAUGCUUGUCCUGAGGGAUUUGUGCUCAAGAACAAUAGAUGCAUCCCUGCGGCUCUUGACAACUACUACACUGAACAGGACACCAGCGCUCAAGGGAAGUUCUACACAGUCAUAAAUCACUACAACCUGGCCAAACAAACCAUCACACGCUCCGUAUCGCCAUGGAUGACUGUUCUGUCAGAAGAGAAGCUGUCCGAGCAAGAGACAGAAGCCUCCCAGAAGUCAGCUUAGCUGUGCCCAUAAAUUGUUUCUCAAUGUCGAGAGAACUCGAAAGAAACUUUAAAAGAAAAAUCCUAAUUAACUGCGCUGCCUCUACGGCAAAAAAGUGGUUAUGAUUCAUUUAGAAAUUACUUGUAUUUAUGUUUAAGCAAAGCACGCUUCUGUAUACUGGUAUUGCUGUGCAUACAUAACUGUACAGAUCAUAAAUGGAUACACAUCAACAGCAAAUCAGACAUAGUUAAAUGAGUAACUUUACAGCAGGGAAACUUGCAGAUUUUUUUUCUUUUUUUAUGGUUGUUUAAAUUCAUGUGAAUGAUUUGGUUGGGACCAAGGUGUCCUUCUCUAGGUUCAAAUUAGCGUUAAUAAAUUUGGCAGCCUGUUCCGGCAUAAACACCAGCUGUCAUAAAUGUCGGCCUCUGGCGAAGCAGCCUGCUGGAUUUGAGAAUGUUACUGUGAACGUAGCCUUAUAUAAAGUAUCAGUUGGUAGGAUAGAAUGUAAAGUAAAUUUUUUAUUUUUUUUUAUUUAACAGAUUUAGAUGAAGAAUGACUAUGUAUGGUUACUGAAAAGUCCAUCCCAAUUCUGUCUAGGUCAAGGUUGACUUUGUAAGACCAUCACAAUUGUGUUCAGGUUAUGGUUGACUUGAUAAAAACUCUGUAGAGUCUAGGUUACCUAAAUAAGACAAAACCAAUUAAGUCUAGGUUAAGGUUGACUAGAUAAGGCCAUCCCAAUUGUGUCUAGGUCAAAGUUGAUAAAGUUAGAAUAUACCAAUUGUGUUUAGGUUAAGGUUAACUAGGUAAGGUUAUAUGAAAUGAGUCUAAAGGGUGUAUUAGACAGGCAGAUUUUCUGCCCGAUGAUCGCUAACAAGCGUUCACAUGAACCCUCGUUAGCGA